Messenger RNA from Cetraspora pellucida, 558 nucleotides. NCBI's taxonomy places the organism in Eukaryota, Fungi, Glomeromycota, Glomeromycetes, Diversisporales, Gigasporaceae. The record is from the annotation of a GenBank genome assembly.
AUGCCUUGUCCCGGUAAAACUUUUACAAGUAGCAUAACAUGGUAUUCACCUAAAUUUAUAAACCCGGAAGAAUUAUCAUUUUGUGAAGAAUGUUAUAAUCAAUUUAUCAGAAAUACACCUUUAAAUAUGUAUAUGCGAAAUGAUGGAACCUUUAUUGGUGUUUGUGACUUUUCAGUAAAGAUACAAGAGCAAUGGUUGACAGCUGUGAGUGGAAAUGACAUAAAUAUAUUUAGGAAAUAUGUUGAACCAAAAGUAGUACAUGUUCGGACGAUACGAUCAGAAUAUGCCAAUUUACAAUCCCAUCAUUCUUUAGAAACACAACGAAAAGGCGUAUUAGUAUAUUCACAACUUAAGAAUCGUGGGCAGGGUGCUGCUUUAGAGCUGAUAGAUAAUAGAUCACAAAGAUAUUUCUUUAAUAACCGAACUUAUUCCAAUUCCGGUGCUGCCCAUGCGGCUCAAUUACAAAUCCAAGUAGAUGAAUGUUCAAGAAAAAUUAAUAAUCAUUUGGUAGACAUGGGUCGAUUAGAAAAUAAACGCGCCAACUACUGGCAUGCAUAA